Molecule: messenger RNA, 4180 nt
Organism: Betta splendens (Siamese fighting fish)
Lineage: Eukaryota; Metazoa; Chordata; Actinopteri; Anabantiformes; Osphronemidae
Gene: has3
Product: hyaluronan synthase 3
Exons: 4
Coding region: 905-2704 (599 amino acids)
Biological process (GO): extracellular matrix assembly; hyaluronan biosynthetic process
Molecular function (GO): hyaluronan synthase activity
Source: RefSeq, a predicted model, not a curated record
GACUGUGAUGGGCUGGUCUGUGUCUCCAGGCAGCGCAGGUGCUGUUAAUGCUGUUUGCUUUAUUAAAACGUUUCAUUUGUCAUUUUGGCCAUGAAGUAAAACUUGUCAGCUCCUGUGUGAGUCUGGGAGCGUCUGAACAUACAGGGGUGGGUUCAAAGCCCCCGACCAGCCCCUCUGGUGUCGUGGCCUCUAAUCAGCCGGGGUCUGGUGGCCUCGGGGCAUCAGGCCUCCACCUGACAUCACAGGCUGCUUUCUGGUGGCCACAUAUUGUGCUGGGGGAAUAUUUGACUCUGUUAGUGAGAGACACAUCAGACUGUUAGCAGACUUUAUGGAUGAAGUGAAACACAAUACGAUGCUGCAGUGGAAUCAAGGAAGAGCCCGUUUUGGUUCUGACAUUGUCCUAAUGAACCUGAACUGACAUGUGUUGACACACGUUUCGUGUUUGCUCCCAAUCGCCUGUUUGAGCGUCACAGACCGUCUCUGUGUCUGCAGAGAGGCCUGAUUCCCUGCCAGCAUGUAAACGUGUACGUCCUCAGACAAAACAGAGCUGUGUGUAAUAAUGCACAGUAAAUAGGUCUUUCCUGAGGGAGCCCGGCCAGGUGGGGGCAGGAGGCAGUGCCAUGAAUUGUUGCUCUGUUUGGACCCGUCCUGAACACUGGCCAGACUUUAAUUAGGGCUAUUAACCCAGAGAGAGGCCGGGCAGCGCCAGGGGGGCUGCUGGGAUGAAGGAGAGGACAAGACCAUCAACCCAGGACCUUGGCUUUGAGAGACGACGUGACGAUGAAGCUCAGGGAGCGACUCAUAGGAUGCUCCUGUUCGCAUGUCUCAGUCUGUGUACGUUCUCUCCACUGUUUGCAGCUGCUGACAGGUUUUGCUUUUCACGCGGUACCAGAACUACAGACACAUGCUCCUAUCUGAAGUAAAGUCUCCACUGAGCUGCACGCAUGGAGAACCUGCAUGUUCUGGGCUGAUGCAUGUUCCCAGUCUCCCCAUCACGGCCUCCGUGACUGUCUGUGUCUCCCUCCAGAUGCCCUCUCGCUGCAGGAACAUCCUGAACAUCGUGGUGACCACCCUUUUCGCUGCCGUGGUCCUCUUCACCAUCCUGCUGGCCUAUGUCACAGGCUACCAGUUUAUCCACACCGAGCAGCACCACCUGUCCUUCGGCCUCUAUGGUGCCUUCCUCUCCCUCCACCUCUUCCUCCAGAGCCUGUUUGCCUUUCUAGAGCACCGGCGCAUGCGGGGCCCGGCCCGGCCCCAGCACCUCCGUCGCUCCGUGGCCCUGUGCAUCGCUGCCUACCAGGAGGACCCAGACUACCUGAGGAAGUGCCUGCGCAGCGUGCGGCGGAUCUCCUUCCCCGGCCUUAAAGUGGUCCUGGUGGUGGACGGGAACCGCCCCGAGGACCGCUACAUGAUGGACAUUUUCCAAGAGGUGAUGGGCGGCGCCGAGCAGGCCGGCAGCAUGGUGUGGAAGGGGAACUUCCACAGCGACGGGAGCGGACAGGGACGUGUGGGGAGUGGACAGAGGGGCACGGUGCACAAGGAGGAGGCGGCCCGGGUCGCUCGGCUGGUCACUGGCUGCCGCUACGUCUGCGUGAUGCAGGAGUGGGGAGGGAAGAGGGAGGUGAUGUACACGGCCUUCAAAGCACUGGGCGACAGUGUGGAUUAUGUGCAGGUGUGUGACUCCGACACAGUGUUGGACCCAGCAUGUACCAUAGAAAUGCUGAAGAUCCUUGAGGACGAUCCCAUGGUGGGAGGAGUGGGUGGAGACGUACAGAUCCUUAACAAGUACGACUCCUGGAUCUCCUUCCUCAGCAGCGUGCGCUACUGGAUGGCCUUCAACAUUGAGCGGGCCUGCCAGUCCUACUUCGGGUGCGUGCAGUGCAUCAGCGGCCCGUUGGGGAUGUACAGGAACUCCUUGCUCCAGAGGUUCCUGGAGCCCUGGUACCACCAGACCUUCCUUGGCUCCAAGUGCAGCUUUGGCGACGACCGUCACCUCACCAACCGGGUGCUCAGCUUUGGCUUCAAGACCAAAUUCACGGCGCGGUCGCAGUGCCAGACUGAGACGCCGACCCAGUACCUGCGCUGGCUCAACCAGCAGACUCGAUGGAGCAAGUCCUACUUCCGCGAGUGGCUGUACAACGCCCUGUGGUUCCACAAGCACAGCCUGUGGAUGACGUACGAGUCGGUGGUGACGGGCUUCUUCCCGUUCUUCUUGGUGGCCACUGUGAUUCACCUGUUCUACCGCGGGCGUCUGUGGAACAUCCUGCUUUUCCUGCUGACUGUGCAGCUGGUGGGGAUGGUGAAGGCGACGUACGCCUGCUUCCUGCGCGGCAGCCUGGUCAUGAUCUUCAUGUCGCUCUACUCCCUCCUCUACAUGUCCAGCUUGCUUCCAGCCAAGAUCUUUGCUUUGCUCACCAUCAACAAGGCCGGAUGGGGCACGUCCGGCCGCAAGAAGAUUGUGGUGAAUUUGAUGGGCGCUGUGCCGGUGACGGUGUGGGCGCUGGUGCUGCUGGGAGGCGUGGUGUACACGAUCUACUGUGAAACGCAGGAGCCGUUUAGCGAGACAGAAAAGGCCCUGCUGAUAGCAGGGACGGUGCUUUACGCCUGUUACUGGCUCAUCCUGCUGGUGCUCUACCUGGCCAUCGUAGCCAAACGCUGCAACAAGAGGGAGGAGCAGUAUCACCUGCCCUACGCAGAGGCGUAAGCCUGCUAGCGGAGGAGUCUGGUCUAUGACUGGUGACCGAGUGCUGCUAGAGUGAUGAGCUGCCAACCAGGACGUCACUCACAUCUUCUUCACUGGUGCAAAAAACAGGCGUGAAUCUGAUCUCUGAGCAGCAGGACUCUGGUUCAGUCCAAUCAGAGACACCAGUGUCCAUUUAUACCCACAGUCAAUGGUGCUUCCCGUCAGGAAACCAACUGACAUGUGUUUGUUGUCCAGUAGUCAAUCAGGAAAUAAUUAAAAAUGUACGAGUUGGGUUCUGGACUCACACAGUAACCACCAAAAAGGAACAGAAUAAGAGACAACCUGAAAGACAAAGAGAGAACAGAAACUGCUGGAGUCCAAUGGCUCAACUUACACAUUACGUUAAAGGUGCAACAGAGGCAUCUAGUGGACGCUGUCUGAGCAUUAAAGGCUCCGUAGCGUCCACCGUCCGUUAGCAGCAGGAAGUGAUGAGCUACAGUAACCACAGGUCACAGCUUCAGUGUGUGACUCACUUAUGUGUUACCAAAGCAGCACAAUCAGCAUUUUCCAGCUGCAAUGUCUGAAAUGAUCUCCAGCGACACUGACCCUGAAGCACAGAUACAAGCCUGCCACUGACUGGAGGUUACAGCCUGGACACACACCCACAACACACACAUGAAUAUUCUGUGUUCCAUCCCACUGCACCAAGAGGCGUAGUUGUUAUGUAGGAGUAGUUACUGGUUUCUGUACCUACGACCCUGAACCAGGAGAAGUCCACGUGAUGCUUUAGCACUGACUGAGCGUGACCCGUCUGCAAGAUCUGUAGAAGAUGAGAGGUUCCCUUAUCCUCGGUACUCGCAGCUGGACGUGUCCAGAGCUCACACUGAGGCUGUUUGUCUGCUUAAUAUUGAACUAUUUUGGUGCUGAUGGACAAAUGAAUCACUUACUGUUGUAUUUGUGGCCCAGUUUUCAGUGUCCAGGCGCUGGUUGGUUGUAGUUAUUACAAAUCUUACAUGUGUAGCAAUGCUGCCAGAUUCAGGUUCAUAGUUUCAUAGUGAACGUGUCCGUUUUUUACUAAAUGUAAUUGUUUACAUUCAUUCAGCUCUGGAGUGAAGACCAAAGAGGCUUCUCCUGAGCUUUGCUUUCACUCCUGAUCUUGUGUUUUCCACUUUCCAGUCGCUAAACGUUUCGGCCUCAUGAACAUCAUUCACAUCCACAGAGACUCCAAGUUCAAACUGUCAGUGUUGGAAGUUUAAAAAGGUCAUUAACAGAGAGCUGCCUCAACCUGCUGCGUUGCAACUUGUUUUCCAUCACAGGGAACUGGAAUUUUCCUGUUGUUAAUGCUGCUUCCGCUUUCGGACACAGUCGUCCAUUCAUAGCAAAAGGAGACUGCGCUCAGAUUCCAUGGACUUAAUGCCUUGAUGCAAUGGUUGUAAUGUUUUGUAUUGUUACUUUAGGAGCUGAACAUUUUAAACAAUAAAUUGGUGUGAACCAGCA